CGGCGUACGAUGUUCGGCGCAUUGCGCUCACUAGCCCGUACGGCGGCGCCAACAUGGCAGCCGUCGAUACGUCCACUAAGGAUUCAGCCACGUCAACCUUCUGCGCUACCUCUUUCCUUGCUGGCCCGCUCAUUCCACGCUACACCGUCUGCGUCGGUGACCAUGAACCAAGCCAUGCGCCGCAAAAAGCCCAUCGGCAAGAAGAACCGUAAACGAAACCCGAGGUCUCCCCUAUUGGAAGGCAACCCAUUUCACAAGGGUGUGGUGUCCGCCGUGACGUGGAUGAAGCCGAAGAAGCCUAACUCGGCCAAGCGUAAGGUCGCGAAGAUCAAGUUGGUGACGGGCAAGGGUAUCACAGCGUCCAUUCGUGGUGAAGGCCAUAACCUACAGGAGCAUAGUGUGGUGCUUGUCAGAGGCGGUCGUGCACAGGAUUUGCCGGGUGUCAAGUAUAAGGUCGUGCGUGGCACAUUAGAUUUGAACGGGGUGGUGAAUAGGAGAUCAGCCCGUAGCAAAUACGGAGCGAAAAAGCCGAAAUCAUAGUUCUCGGCGCUGCCCUCGUUUCACAUUUACUGUAACCUUAUGUCCUGAAUAAUUGCAUUUAUCGCCGG
Messenger RNA from Punctularia strigosozonata HHB-11173 SS5, 608 nucleotides. Its product is annotated as mitochondrial 30S ribosomal protein S12. Gene Ontology annotation, cellular component: small ribosomal subunit; ribosome. Lineage: Eukaryota; Fungi; Basidiomycota; Agaricomycetes; Corticiales; Punctulariaceae. The record is from RefSeq and is a predicted model, not a curated record. Gene Ontology annotation, biological process: translation. Bases 10 to 540 code for a protein of 176 amino acids. Gene Ontology annotation, molecular function: structural constituent of ribosome. The transcript is spliced from 3 exons.